Messenger RNA from Westerdykella ornata, 2464 nucleotides. RefSeq names its product acid protease. The coding region runs from base 121 to 2382 and encodes 753 amino acids. The transcript is spliced from 2 exons. The record is from RefSeq and is a predicted model, not a curated record. Lineage: Eukaryota; Fungi; Ascomycota; Dothideomycetes; Pleosporales; Sporormiaceae.
CCAACCGGUGAUACAGUCAGAGCUCAGACGGCACACUCUUCUUGCUGACAAUUUGUUGUGCAUCUCCUUCAUCUUUGCUUUUUUCUUAUUCCGCUGGUUCGACAUGCUCAGACUACCAUAAUGUAUCUCGGACGUCGUGCGGACCAUGCGAAUACCACUAUCCUGCCAAAGCCCGCGUAUGCUUUAGCUCCGAGCGGAAAGUGGGAUGGCAACGAUGGAAAUUGGUCAACUUUUAUCAUCAACGCCGGAGAUGUAGAUGGAACGGGACAUGGACAAAACUUCAGGGUGCUGAUAUCUACGUCGUCGUCGGUGACCCAGCUGCCGAUGCAAGCGGAUUGGUGCAGUGAUCGCGACUGCGCCCAGAAAAGAGGCCUAGAGAUCUUUGAAUCGCGACAGCCGCUCGGUCUUCAAGCGGAUUCUUCAAGAGGUUGGACACAGGAUGGUCUAUACAAUCAACCCCUUCCGUACUGGUGGUCGGGUCGGAAUCUGAAUGGUACAUAUGGUUGGAUCAACAUUGGCUUGGGACCCAGCUCCCCUUCGAGCAGCGUCUUGGAGAAGCAGAUCGUUGUGGGCAAUGCGCAGCAAGAGUUCUUCAUGGGCUCUUUUGGUCUAGGCAUAGGAGCGGUAAAGACAGCAGGUGAAGCGCAAUCACCCUUUCUAGACAACUUUGCAUACAACAACCAGACCCCCUCAAGAUCGUUUGGCUACACCGCGGGCGCCUUCUAUAGGAAUAGAGGCACACCAGGUAACUUGGUGCUUGGAGGCUAUGAUCGUUCCCGUAUUGGCGGUGGGAUCUCCAUUCCCAUGGUGAGCAACCAGAAUUACACCCUCCUAGUCGGCGUCCAAUCCGUCGAAUACCAUCCCGACCGCGAUGUCGAUGCCAAUGACUUCUCACUCACCUCCGACACCCCCGCCUUCCUUGCUGCCAUUGAUUCCACUCUACCUUACUUAUGGCUGCCCGACGCCCUGUGCGACCAAUUCGCAGACAAGUUCCAGCUUCAAUAUGACGACAGGAGAAACAUGUAUACCGUCAAUCAAUCCGCCAUCAACUACAAUCGCCAGCAGAACGCAACCGUCACGUUCAAGAUAGGCGCCAACCAAAAAGCAAGCAAUGACGUUACAACCAUAACGCUCCCAUACAGCGCCUUCGACCUGUUAGCCAGUGACCCCAUAUUCCCCAACAGGACGAGAUACUUCCCCAUCAAGAAGUCCCCAAACGGGAUCUACGUCCUCGGCCGCGCCUUUCUCCAAGAAACCUACCUCAUCGUGGACUACGAGCGCGCAAACUUCACCAUCGCCCCAGCCCUCUUCUCCGACCCCUUACCCCAACCCGAAAUCAUCUCCAUCUUCUCCAAGGACUACAAGCCUCCCGGUUCUGAUCCCGCAGCAUCCAAUAACGACUCAGGGAACUCCUCCCUCCCACCGGGCGCCAUCGCCGGCAUCGUCGUCGGCGUAGUCGUCCUCCUCGUCCUCCUCGGCAUCAUCGCCUUCUUCCUCUGGAAGCGCCGUCGCGAGGCCAAACAGCGCGCACACUACGCGAAACAGUUCCCGCCUUACCACCAGCACGAUCACUCGGACAUCGACACCACGGCUGCAGGCGAGCAAAUCAAGCAUCGCCGGGUCUCGGAAUUGGAGUCUGACACGCCGGGCUCACCGCCGCUGUCUACCAGGGGGUAUUAUGGCAUGGGCGAGGGGAAAGAUAGACCAGGUGGGUUCCCGCCGAUCAAUGAGAUGGAGUCUCCACCGGCGGAGUUGUGGAGUCCGCCGCCGCAGACGGAUAGUGUUGCUGCGACGCCGGGGAGUGAAAAUGUAGCAGCAGGCGGGGAUUACUUCGUCGCGGGCGUGCGAAUGAGGAAGAGAGCUGCGGCAGGAGGUUCAUCCGGAGCUGGAACGCCUUCCGCGGUGCCGCUGGCGGAGUUGCCGGGCGAGGAUGCCAAGUUCAGUGAGUUGCCUGCUGGAGAAGGCAAGGUUGGUGAGAAGGCGGCGAGAGAUGCGUUGGUGGUGGAUGGGGUGAUGCAUCCAGCGCUCAGUUCAAGUAUUGCGGAUACGGAUGCGGAUGCACCUACGACUGCGCCUGUGCCUGCACCACCCACUCAUACGCGUGGCCCAAGCGAAGUUUCUCUGACGUCGAAUAUUGACGAAGUUAUUUCCGGCCACCAACACCAGCAGCAAGAAGACAUCACCGACGCAAAGGAGGAAACGGACCAAGACGAUCUGCCUCGACAACAUCCUCCCAUCGAACGGCGUCCCUCGCACACCCGUGGACUCAGCGAUACAACGGUCCAGAGCGAUAGCACGGCUGUAUCACAGCCCACGCCUGAGGAACUGGAACGGUGGGCUAGGAGUCCGGCCGAGGAGCCGAGGAGACCGCUUUCAGAGUAGUGAUGAUAGUUACCAUUCACUCGACUUGUGAAGGGAGCGCAAUGGGGAAACCGGGCGGAGUAAGAAGGAUGCAUGCUUUGGA